Messenger RNA from Saccharomyces mikatae IFO 1815, 2232 nucleotides. RefSeq names its product GTPase-activating protein GYP7 (gene GYP7). Gene Ontology annotation, molecular function: GTPase activator activity. The coding region runs from base 1 to 2232 and encodes 743 amino acids. The record is from RefSeq and is a predicted model, not a curated record. Lineage: Eukaryota; Fungi; Ascomycota; Saccharomycetes; Saccharomycetales; Saccharomycetaceae. Gene Ontology annotation, biological process: activation of GTPase activity. The transcript has a single exon.
AUGAGUAAAAUAUUAUUCUGCAAAUCUAAAGUGUUUCUACAUCCGACAAGUGAUGCCAGAGAUAAUAUCGCAGGUGUUCUGCUACUCACUUUGGAGCCCAGCAAGCUGCCUCAUCAAACAAUCCUCCAAUAUAUACCGGAAGCUGGCUUUUCCUCCUCUGAGAUCUCAAAACUACUAAAACAUGAAUCUAAAGUGGGUAUGUGUCCAAAUUCUACACCAUUUGUUGUUGAGAAUUCAAUAGAUUUUAGUAAUCUUGUCAACUCUUCAAGUCAAGCUUUCGAGAUUGCUCUGUCACAAAUAUACUGCGCCCAAUUUAGACCACCUAGCCCAAAUGGUUGGUAUGUUGGGUCUCUGGUAAUAUAUCCUUUGGCAGAACAAUUUACAGGAUUUCAACCACCGGUAUUGUUUUUCCAUGAUGAGCUCUGUGCAUCAACUACGGACAAGUUGAAAAGACUACGUAAAUCUAUGAAUCCAUUCGAUGAUUCAGAUGAAUUGUAUUGGGGUGGCGUAGAUUUGAGAAACAAAAUUAAUGAACUUAUGGAACUGAAAAAAUCAAACUUGGAACCGGAAUUUUGGCUGGUAAAUCCGACUUUAAAUGAUUUGAGAAACUUUGUCUCUAAGGAUCUAUUGGAAAGUUAUAAAAAUCCAAGCGAAGCUACGCAUGAACCUGCUACGGCUGGUGUAAAACUAAACGAAAAAUUUCAAGAAUGGAAGUGGAACGUAAUGAGUAAGAUAGCAGAUGUGACCACAAAGUCAACCAAUUUUAUUGAUAGUUGGUUAACUAAUAACUCAAGUUUACAAAAAUCGCAAAUUGAAAACGAAUACUUGCAAAAGCUUCUGAAUAACGAAAAGGUUAAACAAAUUGAACAAGAUUAUGAUUCGGCAAGAGUAUAUUUGGCAAACUGGUCAUUGGGGGUGAAACAGGAGGCUGAGAGAUACCAAAAGCAGAACAAGCUUUUUGAUUCGUAUAGAAGUAACAUUUUUAACGACCUGAAUUUAACUGAUGAGCUAAGUGACACGGAAAUAAAUAAUGCCCUGCAAAGACAAUUUCCUCUAACGGAAGCGAAAUGGAAUUCACUGUGGGACGAGAACGAUGGAAGGCUGAGAGUCACGGUAAACGAAGUUAAAGAUUUCAUAUUCCAUGGUGGAUUAGAAAAUGACAGUUUGAGAGCCAAAGUUUGGGGGUUUCUUUUAGAAAUACAUCCCUGGGACUCUUCUCAAGAUGAAAGGUUACAAAUUAACCAAAGUUUAGCUGCGGAUUAUGAUCAACUGAAACUAACCUGGUCAAAGGAAUUUUUACAGUUCGACAAUGAAGACGAAGAGGAGUACUGGAACGAUCAAUUAUUUAGAAUAUCUAAAGACGUAAGAAGGUGUGAUAGAAACUUAAAAAUAUUCCAAUAUAACACCACUGAUGGAUUACCUCCAUUGCCACAGAACUCUUCCGGAAAUGAAAACAAUGAUAACAGCCUCAAACCGGCGAAUGAUGAAAGCAAUGAUGCUGACGAUGAGGUUAAAAACCCGCAUUUGAUCCAUCUGCAAAAUAUUCUUAUCACUUAUAAUGUUUACAACACAAACUUGGGAUAUGUGCAGGGUAUGACAGAUCUUUUGUCACCCAUUUACGUCAUCAUGAAGGAUGAGUGGAAAACUUUUUGGUGCUUCACGCAUUUCAUGGAUAUUAUGGAAAGAAACUUCUUAAGGGACCAGAGUGGCAUUCACGAGCAAAUGUUGACCCUCGUGGAAUUAGUUCAGCUGAUGUUGCCCGAAUUGAGCGAACACCUCAACAAAUGCGAUUCAGGAAACCUGUUUUUUUGCUUUAGAAUGCUUCUAGUAUGGUUUAAGAGGGAAUUUGAAAUGGAAGAUAUUAUUCACGUUUGGGAGAAUUUUUGGACUUUCUACUACAGUUCACAAUUCCAAUUAUUCUUCAUGUUGGCCAUCUUGCAAAAAAACUCACAGGCCAUCCUACAGAACCUAAACCAAUUUGACCAGAUAUUGAAAUUUUUCAAUGAACUUAACGGGAAAUUGGAUUGGAAUGACCUGAUGGUUAGAGCAGAGCUUUUAUUCAAAAAGUUCGAAAAAAUGAUGCACGUCAUGGAAAGAGAUUUACAGAACGUAUCCUCCCCCACACCUUCUACUGGUGUAUUGCCUUGUCAAAGUGAGAGGUUGAACUUGCUUCUUUCCAAAAAUCCAAUAAUAAAGCAUGAAGGACAAAGAAGUAAAGAUUCCGUUAAAUAA